This is a messenger RNA of Dioscorea cayenensis subsp. rotundata (Guinea yam), 1087 nucleotides long. RefSeq lists its product as uncharacterized. NCBI's taxonomy places the organism in Eukaryota, Viridiplantae, Streptophyta, Magnoliopsida, Dioscoreales, Dioscoreaceae. The record is from RefSeq and is a predicted model, not a curated record. The transcript is spliced from 4 exons. The annotation marks the transcript as partial.
UCUUACUUUAUCCUUCAUUUCCAUUCCCGUUGUAACGUUCAGGGAAUUAUUGGAUGCCAGACCUUCACAUUCACCGCUGUUGCUGGAUCCCUCAUUGGCUCUGUCUUGUGCUUCGUCGAGGGUUUUAUUAUUGUUGUCAAGGCAUUUAUCUACUACUUCCGAACAUUGUCACAGAACGCGGCUCAAAGUGGGAUCAUACAAUUACUUAUUGAAGCUAUUGGUAUGUUCCUUGUGGGAUCUGCGCUGCUUACUCUUGGGAUGGGUUUGUAUGUCAUGGUUACUUCAUCAGACGAGAUAAAUCAAGGGAAAGGCCGGCCUGCUGUUGGUGGAGGAUCAAACAUAAAGAAUGUACCCAUGUCAAUAACGGAGGCAAAAUCCAAACUGGGGCAUGUAGUGGUGAUGAUUCUGCAUGCUGGAAUCCUGGACAAGUUCAAGAACGUGCCCUUGUCUAGUGGGCUAGACCUGGCUUGCUUUGCCGGAGCUGUCUUUAUCUCCUCUGCUUCUGUUUUUCUGCUCUCUAGGCUCGCCAUGCGCGGGAGUUAGAUCACAUGCGGAACCAUGAAACAGUCGGUACUGGAUGACCAGUACUGAUGCAGGUUCAACCACAGCUUCACCAAUCCUUCCACUAUUUUACUGUUUAUAGAGAUAUAAUCAAGUCACCCAGUUGAGCCAUUGUAUAUUGUAUACAUAUACCGAUGAUACAAAUGGUGCUGAUACAGAUGGUGCAAGGGCCAACACAGGGUCUGCUACAAAGCGUGCUCCAGGAUCGUUUGGUUCAGCACGAAGGACGGAGUGGGCAUGCUAAUAAGUAACCAGCGUUCUUGCGUGAUUAUAUUAUAUAUGUAACUAGGUUUAUUAUAAUGGUGAGAGAAAUGGGAGUUCGGGAUUAUGAUAGUGGAGUGAGUUCCAGCAGAGUCUGUUAUUUUGUAAUGAUUUUGCUUUAUUUGGUGGGGAGGAGGUAAUGGAAAGCAGGAAUCAUUCUCAACCUCUCCUCAUUAUUUUUUAAGGAUAAACAGAGCUCGAGAGCCAAUUUAUUAAAUAAGAGAACUAAAACAAGGUUCAAGAUACCUCAGUAGGAAAAAAAAAA